GAUAAUAAUAAUCCACUAUCCUGCUAAAAACCUUGUAUGGGUUUAAAAUAAAAUUUGAUGUAAUGUUCAAGAUUCCAAAUUUAGGGUAUAAAUAUGACUCCUCCAGUGUUAGUGUUUGUAGUGCCAGGAGUAUUGUUCUUCUUGAUUCAGAUGUUACUUUGUAGGGCAUACCACUUCCAUGUGACAAUGGCUGUGAAGAAGAGCGGCCCUGUGAAAUCUACAAGGAGAGCCAAUCCCAAGCCAAGGCGAGCCUGUGAAGAUCAUUUGGCAGAUGAUCAUUCUGAACAUGAAGGUUCAUGUCCAGGGGAAAACUCUGCCUCUGUUACUGAGCUCUCCUCUACUCCGAGUGCAGAUAAUUGGGAGGAUAGACUUAAGACCAGAAGAAAGUCUGUAUUUGCUGAAAGUUAUGACCCGGCCUCAGACAAAGAUUAUAAACAGAUAGUCCACCCCAAAACACCAGAAGAGAAGCAAUGGUUAUUGGACAAUUUGGCAGACAUAACGCUCUUCCAGCAUUUAGCAACAGACCAAAUAAUAACAGUCGUGGAUGCUAUGUACAAACAUCCCGUGAAAGACGGAGACGUAAUAAUGAAACAAGGUGACAAGGGCAACAUAUUUUAUAUGAUUCAGUCCGGAGUGUACAAGGUGCUGGUGACAGAUCUGAAAGGCAGAGAGAAGCUGAUGCACACGUAUCACCACAAGGGUAGUUUUGGUGAGCUAGCGCUGCUGUACAACCAGCCCAGAGCAGCAACCAUCCUAGCGGCCACUGACGGGGUCUUGUGGGCCGUGGACGGACAGACGUUCAGGCGGAUCGUACACAAGAUCACUUACGAGAAGAGACUCAUGUACGAGAGCCUCAUCAACAACGUGCCACUGCUCAAAACGCUUGAGCCAUUUGAAUGUUCUAACUUGGUUGAUGCCCUGACUCCAAAGACUUUUCGAGAUAACGAUGAGAUUAUAAAACAAGGAGAACAAGCCGAUGGAAUGUAUUUUGUCAUAUCUGGAACUGUUAGGCUGGUGGUGAAGUAUGACAAUGGCACUGAUGCUCUUCUUAAAGUUUUGAGUGGAGGUGACUACUUUGGAGAACUAGGAUUAUUAACCAACAAGCCAAGGGCAGCCUCGGCAAUCUCUGUUGGUGUUUCUCAUCUGGCAUUUUUGGACCGUGAGGCAUUUGAACGCCUGUUGGGUCCUUGUAUGGCCGUUAUGCGAAGGAACAUAUGUGACUACCAACAAGAGAUGGAAGAACUAAUCCGUCACAGCCACAUGUGAAUACUACAAAGUUGGAUAAAAUACUACAUCUCUUUAACCAUAGACACUACAACUGUUUUACAGUAUAAUCUUAGUAAUAUCACAAGUUUUAAAAUUACUUGUGUAAAAGUUAUUUAAAUUGUGGAAAUAAAAACAACCUAUACUGCUUGA
Macrosteles quadrilineatus (aster leafhopper) is the source of this 1416-nucleotide messenger RNA. Its product is annotated as cAMP-dependent protein kinase type II regulatory subunit-like. The transcript has 8 exons. NCBI's taxonomy places the organism in Eukaryota, Metazoa, Arthropoda, Insecta, Hemiptera, Cicadellidae. Gene Ontology annotation, molecular function: cAMP-dependent protein kinase regulator activity. Gene Ontology annotation, biological process: regulation of protein phosphorylation. The record is from RefSeq and is a predicted model, not a curated record. The coding region runs from base 94 to 1266 and encodes 390 amino acids. Gene Ontology annotation, cellular component: cAMP-dependent protein kinase complex.